GGCUUCAAGGAGCUCAAGGAGUCCGAGCCAUGGUGCAAGGGGGACCUGAUCAAGCCAGGAGGGAGGUACUACUACACCCGCAACUUGUCGACCCUGGUCGCGUUCGUCGUCGGCGAGAAGUUCGAGGCUGGCGGCGGCUUCCACGUCAUCGGCGCGCACAGCGACACGCCAGUGCUGAAACUGAAGCCGUGCACGAAGAAGUCGAGUGCUGGAUUCGUGCAGACGGCGGUGCAGUGCUAUGGUGGUGGGCUCUGGCACACUUGGUUCGACCGCGAGCUUUCGGUCGCGGGCAGCGUGAUAGUGGCCGACGGCGACGGGUUUAAGAAGCGGCUCGUGCACAUCAAGCGGCCGAUUCUGCGGAUCCCUACGCUCUGCAUCCACCUCCAGAGUGCGGAGGAGCGCAACGCGUUCGCGCCCAACAAGGAGACCCACCUCCAACCGAUCUUGACCACGAUCGAGGACAUCCUCAACAGGCCAGCCAGCGGCAAGCCGGAGGAGACGAGCGGCGCUGCGCAGCCGGACCCGAGGCACGCGCCCGAGCUCCUCAGCGUCCUUGCAGACGCCCUCGGCUGCAGGCCGGAGGACAUCAAGGACUUUGACAUCUCGCUCUGCGACACGGUGCCCGGCCAGUUUUGGGGCGCCCGCAACGAGUUCUUCUCGGCGCCGCGCUUGGACAACCAGGUGCACUGCUACACGGCCACUCGGGCCCUCCUGGAGCACGCGACGAAGCAGACCGGGUCCGAGACCGCUGUCUCGAUGAUCGUCUGCUUCGACCACGAGGAGGUCGGCUCUGACAGCCUCUCCGGCGCUGGCUCCCCGGUGAUGCUGGAGGCGGUCGAGCGGGUGUCUGGCUGCUUCGCGAAGGGCGACGAGGAGAUGCACAGGGUGUCGAUCCGGAAGAGCUUUCUCCUGUCUGCCGACACGGCGCACGCAGUGCAUCCCAAUUGGGUCGGGAAGCACGAUGCGGGCCACAUGCCCAUGAUGAACAAGGGCACGGCGAUCAAGUCCAACGAGAACCAGAGGUACGCGACCAACUUGGAGACCGGCUUCAUGCUCCGGGAGAUUGCCCGGCAGGCGGGCGUCGCCGUGCAGGAGUUCGCCGUCAAGAACGAUUGCCCGUGCGGCAGCACCAUUGGCCCCAUCAUAUCGUCGAAGACGGGUAUCCGUGCCGUCGACCUCGGAAUAGCGAUCCUCUCGAUGCACAGCAUUCGCGAGACCUUGGGAGUGGCCGAUAUAAUGAACAGCCUUGUGCUUUUCAAGACUUUCUUCUCGAGGUUCCGUGCCCUGGACGACGCGUGCAUAUUUUCAUGA
Prorocentrum cordatum is the source of this 1311-nucleotide messenger RNA. The record is from the annotation of a GenBank genome assembly. Lineage: Eukaryota; Dinophyceae; Prorocentrales; Prorocentraceae.